UUUAUACGAUCGGUCACCGGAGAGGAGAGGAAACCCUAAUCAGCAGAUACAUAUCUAUCGACAUCGCCGGGGAGCAGUGUUAAUCGGCUGAGAUAGGCUCCGGCGCGGUCAGCUGAGCUUACUUAGCAGAGAGAAGAGAGAGAAGGAUGUCGUCGACUCUGCUGGAGGUGACGCGCGCGUCUCACGAGGAGGUGGAGCGGUUCGAGCGUCUCAUCGUGAAGGACCUCCAGAACGAGCCUGCCACCAACAAGGACCGGCUCUUCCAGAGCCACCGCGUCCGCCACAUGAUUGACACCAUCACCGCCACCACUGAAAAGCUCAUUGAGGUAUAUGACGAUAAGGACGGUGCGAGAAAGGAUGAGAUUGCAGCUCUCGGCGGACAGACUGCAACUGGAACGAAUGUUUUCAGUGCUUUCUACGACAGGCUGAAGGAGAUUCGUGAGUAUCACAGAAAGCAUCCGGCUGCUCGUGUUGUGGAUACCAAUGAGGAGUUUGAGGAACUUCUUAAAGAGGAACCUCAAAUUGAGUUCAGCGGAGAGGAAGCAAUGGGCCGGUACCUUGAUAUGCAUGAAUUAUACCAUCAGUACGUCAACUCCAAAUUUGGAGAGCCCAUCGAAUAUACUGCUUAUCUUGAUACUUUUGCGCGACUAGAGAAGAUCUCAAGGAGAUUGAAGUUGUCAAGGCAAUAUAGGGAGUAUUUGGAGAAGCUUCUGGAGUACCUUGUGUACUUUUUUGAGCGGACAGAGCCUCUGCAAGAUUUGGACAGAAUUUUUUCAAAGGUUCAAAGUGAUUUUGAAGAGAAAUGGGCCAGUAACAAAGUAGAAGGAUGGGAGAAUGGGGGUCAAGAAAAUGGACUUGUUCCACUGCAACAUACUGUGAUUGAUCUUGAUUAUUAUAGCACAGUUGAAGAACUGAUGGAAGUUGGUCCGGAGAAGCUAAAAGAGGCUUUGGGUGCUUUAGGAUUAAAAUCAGGAGGCACUGUUCAGCAACGUGCUGAGAGGCUCUUCCUCACAAAGCAUACGCCUCUUGAGAUGCUGGACAAGAAGCAUUUUGCAAAAGGUUCACGUAGUUUGGAACAGAACGGUACUGCAGUUGCUCCAGAGCAGAUGGACAGUUCAAAAGAAAUUGCUUUGAUGGAAGCAAAAAUUAAGAAGCUCUGCAGCCUGCUUGAGGAGACGAUAGUAAGAACAAAAGAGAAUGUCGAGAAAAGGCAAGCUUUGACAUAUGAAGAAAUGGAAGCAGAGCGUGAAGAGGAAGAUACACAGGCUGAAAGUGAAAGCGAUGAUGAAGAGCAACAGAUCUAUAACCCUCUUAAAUUGCCGAUGGGCUGGGAUGGGAAGCCCAUACCUUACUGGCUGUACAAGCUCCACGGUCUUGGACAGGAAUUCAAGUGUGAGAUAUGUGGGAACCACAGUUAUUGGGGACGGAGAGCCUUUGAGCGGCACUUCAAGGAAUGGCGCCAUCAGCAUGGGAUGCGCUGCCUUGGCAUUCCAAAUACCAAAAACUUCAACGAGAUCACGUCAAUCAAGGAGGCGCAAGAGCUGUGGGAGAGGAUCCAAGAGAGGCAAGGCUUGAAUAAGUGGCGCCCCGAUCUUGAAGAGGAGUAUGAAGACAGGGAAGGGAACAUCUAUAACAAGAAGACCUACACGGAUCUGCAGCGCCAAGGGCUCAUCUGAGGAGUGCUCUUCUACACUUUCUCGGCUUUUGUUGUAUUCGCUUGUUGACUAUGAGAUUAAAAUUCAUUCCGAACUCAUCUGCUUAUGCUUUUUGUUUUGGUAGCCCCGAGUUGAAAGUGUUCAGUAGUUGAUAGAUGGAUUAUGUAACAGCUGUCGUUUUAGGGGAGAGAGUUAUUGUAUUUGGUAAUUUGAGAUU
This is a messenger RNA of Punica granatum (pomegranate), 1872 nucleotides long. NCBI's taxonomy places the organism in Eukaryota, Viridiplantae, Streptophyta, Magnoliopsida, Myrtales, Lythraceae. The record is from RefSeq and is a predicted model, not a curated record.